AGGCGUCGGUAUUUUUCGGGCAACUAGCUCUCCCAGCUGCUGUAAUUGCUGCUGCGGGAGAAAUCGGAGCUGCUGUCGCCGGCACGCCCGCCCUCCCCCACUGAGAAGAGCCACCGCCUCUUCUCUCAGGCUCUAGGUAGACCAAUCUUUGGGAGCGGCUGCAGCAGCACAGUCUCGGUGACCCACUGCCGCCUUCUCAGGGGGUUGCUCUACUGCUCAUUCCCGCAGUCCGGCACUGAGGGCGUCCCCCUGUCCGGAACCGGCCCCUCACUCCAGAUUGUCUACUCCGUCCUCAGCCUCACCCGGGACCCAUCGCCUCAGUCUCGCCGGGGUGGAGGACGACGAGGAGGAGACGAGAGUCACCCUUCCUCCAGGCGGCGCCGGCCCCCUCACUCGCGGGUGUGUCCUAUAAAUGGCGUCGGAAAGCGACACCGAGGAAUUCUAUGAUGCCCCUGAAGAUGUGCACCUAGGCGGCGGCUCCCCGAUAGGGUCUCCAGAAAAAGUCGGGCUUUCAACAUUUAAAGAACCAGAGAACACUGCCCACAAAGUCGGAAAUGAGUCCCCAGUACAAGAAUCGAAACAAGAUGUAUCUAAAAAGAUUAUUGAAAGUAUUAUUGAGGAGAGUCAGAAAGUACUACAGCUUGAAGAUGACCCUUUGGAUUCUAAAGGAAAAGAACUCUCUGAUCAGAGUACCGGUCCUCUUGGAGCUGCAACAGAUUUUAGCAGUAUACCUGAACUGUUAGCUGUAGGCCAAGGACUGCAGGAAGAAGAGUCGAUAAAGGCAGAGAGUCAGAAUGUAUGUGAAGAAAAUGAAUUCGAAUCAAAGAAAUGUUUUCCUACUGAUAAUACCUGUGAGAAGCCAGUUGAUGAACCUACUAAGUUAACUGAAAUAAGUUCAACUGAGCAGCUUCAUGUGGCUGAAGUGGAAACAGAAAUAUUGGACAAGGAAGUAGCCGAAGAAAAACAAAGUUAUGUUCUAGAACCAACAUCCUCAGAUACCUUACCUGCUCAUUUUCUUGCUGUGGAAGAAGUGGCUCCUGCCAAACCCCCAAGGCAUCUUACUCCAGAACCUGAUAUUGUGGCCAGUACAAAGAAGCCUGUUCCAGCACGCCCACCCCCUCCAACUAAUUUUCCACCUCCUAGACCCCCACCUCCGUCUCGUCCUGCACCACCACCAAGAAAAAAGAAAAGUGAAUUGGAAUUUGAGGCUCUUAAAACACCUGAUCUAGACGUACCCAAAGAGAAUAUUACGUCUGAUUCUCUCCUAACUACAAACAUGGCUUCAGAGAGUACAGUCAGGGAUUCUCAGCCUUCUCUUGAUUUGGCAAGUGCUACCAGUGGAGAUAAAAUAGUUACUGCCCAGGAAAAUGGGAAAGCACCUGAUGGGCAGACAGUAGCCGGUGAAGUGAUGGGCCCUCAAAGACCUAGAUCCAAUUCGGGGAGAGAACUUACUGAUGAGGAAAUUUUAGCCAGUGUAAUGAUUAAGAAUCUGGAUACUGGAGAAGAAAUACCUCUGAGUCUUGCAGAAGAGAAAUUGCCAACAGGUAUUAAUCCUCUCACCCUACACAUCAUGAGAAGAACGAAAGAGUAUGUAAGUAAUGAUGCAGCACAGUCAGAUGAUGAAGAGAAGUUACAGUCUCAACAAACUGAUACUGAUGGUGGAAGGUUAAAACAGAAAACGACUCAACUAAAGAAGUUUCUUGGAAAGUCAGUAAAGAGAGCAAAGCACCUUGCAGAGGAAUAUGGCGAACGUGCUAUCAAUAAAGUCAAAAGUGUUAGAGAUGAAGUGUUUCAUACUGAUCAAGAUGAUCCUUCAUCAAGUGAUGAUGAAGGAAUGCCAUAUACAAGACCAGUUAAAUUUAAAGCAGCUCAUGGUUUCAAAGGACCUUAUGAUUUUGAUCAGAUAAAAGUGGUGCAAGAUCUUAGUGGUGAACAUAUGGGCGCUGUUUGGACUAUGAAAUUUUCUCAUUGUGGCCGAUUACUUGCCUCAGCUGGACAAGACAAUGUAGUCAGAAUAUGGGCUUUAAAAAAUGCUUUUGACUAUUUCAACAAUAUGCGAAUGAAAUAUAACACUGAAGGACGUGUGUCCCCAUCUCCUUCUCAGGAAAGCCUAAACUCAUCAAAAUCUGAUACUGACAUAGGGAUAUGUAGUGGAAACGAGGAAGACCCUGAUGAUAAAAAUGCACCCUUUAGGCAGCGACCGUUUUGCAAAUACAAAGGACAUACUGCUGAUCUCCUUGAUCUUUCGUGGUCCAAAAACUACUUUCUGCUUUCCUCUUCGAUGGAUAAAACAGUCAGGUUAUGGCACAUUUCUAGAAGAGAAUGCCUUUGCUGUUUCCAGCACAUAGAUUUUGUCACUGCCAUAGCUUUCCAUCCAAGAGAUGAUAGAUAUUUUCUAAGUGGGUCAUUAGAUGGAAAGCUCCGCCUUUGGAACAUACCUGACAAAAAAGUGGCUUUGUGGAAUGAAGUUGAUGGUCAGACAAAAUUGAUCACAGCUGCAAAUUUCUGUCAGAAUGGCAAAUAUGCAGUAAUUGGAACAUAUGAUGGUAGAUGUAUUUUCUAUGAUACAGAGCAUUUGAAAUACCAUACCCAAAUACAUGUCCGAUCUACUAGAGGGCGCAACAAGGUUGGAAGAAAAAUUACAGGCAUUGAGCCUUUACCUGGAGAAAAUAAGAUACUGGUAACCUCAAAUGACUCCAGAAUCAGACUAUAUGAUCUGAGAGAUUUAUCACUCUCCAUGAAGUAUAAGGGUUAUGUCAACAGUAGCAGCCAGAUCAAAGCAAGUUUCAGCCAUGAUUUUACUUACCUUGUCAGUGGUUCAGAGGAUAAGUAUGUUUAUAUCUGGAGUACUUACCAUGACCUAAGCAAAUUUACUUCAGUGAGAAGAGAUCGAAAUGAUUUCUGGGAAGGUAUUAAAGCACAUAAUGCAGUUGUGACAUCAGCCAUCUUUGCUCCAAAUCCAAGUUUGAUGUUCUCUUCAGAUGUGCAAUCUGAAAAAUCAGAAGGGACCAGUAGAGGUGAAGAGCCUGAGGGUUUGGAUGCUACAUCCUCCGGUACUGUGAAGACAGACAAUACAGAAGUUCUUCUCUCUGCUGACUUCACUGGAGCAAUCAAAGUGUUUGUCAACAAAAGGAAAAACAUAUCAAUUUGAAAUGCAAUUAAAUAAACAUACCAGUAGUUUCUAUAUGUAUCAGAAUGAGAAAAAGUAAUAUAGUGUUUCAGACUAACAUCCUUUUUUAAUUUUUAUUGAAAGUUGUUUAAAUAUAAUAUAUUUUUUGAGAGGCAGUGUUAAUGAUCUAGGAAACCCUGGACAGAUAUACUAAAAAGGAUUGUGGCUAGUUUAACAUUGCCAACCAUUUGGCGUUAUGUUUUGUUAUAUUUGUGUUUUUAUUAUAUAAUUAUGAACAUGCACAGGUUUCUGCAUGAAAAGAAAUUAAUAUAUUAAUCACAUGUGUGUGCCUUUUGGUUACAUGCACUAAAUCUAACAGAGUUAAAUUAUUGCAGUGGCUCUUUUGGCCUCUUACUGAAGGGUAUAGUCUUAUUUCUAGCUUAAACAAUUUCUUUUGCACAGAAUUUCAUUUUUAAGAAAAGUGGUAUCUUUUGACUGAGUUAUUGUUUAAAAAAUGUUAUAUAGGUUUUUAAUAGGUCAAUAACCAUGUAUAAAUGGUUUUUAUAAAUUUCUCAAUUUGGGGACAAGAUUUUUUUGUGGUCUAAAUUGUGAACUUAAGACUCUUUUCUUUGUGUAUAUAUAAUUUUUUUUCUUUGCCACACUGGAGCACAAUGUUUCUAUGUAAAGAAUUCUUUUCCUUCUUUAUCCAUGAGCACCAGGCUUUGCUCAAUUAAAAUUAAGCCGCAUUAAGGAGUGAGUCUUCUUUUUUACAAUAAUGUAAAAAUGAAUUGUUUACAUUUUUUUUAAGCAUUGUAGUUUUUAAAAAUUAAGCUGUUUUGUUUUGUGUUAUUGAAUUUGAAAACUUUGUAAAUACCAGUAUAAUGUACCAAUGAAAUAACAUCUGGGGCAGUGAUACCCUGAACAUGUUGUUGACGGUUAGCAUAUGUUUCUGAAAAUUAAAUAUGUAUUAUUAAAGUUGGUCACCAACACUUGUUAAACAUGGCUUUAUUUUUCAUAUGGUUUCUGUAAAUCAAGUAAAGCAAG
Messenger RNA from Ochotona princeps (American pika), 4153 nucleotides. It is a transcript of the gene WDR44, whose product is annotated as WD repeat domain 44. Gene Ontology annotation, molecular function: protein binding. The transcript is spliced from 20 exons. The coding region runs from base 413 to 3151 and encodes 912 amino acids. NCBI's taxonomy places the organism in Eukaryota, Metazoa, Chordata, Mammalia, Lagomorpha, Ochotonidae. The record is from RefSeq and is a predicted model, not a curated record.